AUGUCAUUGCCAUUCAUCCGCUCGGAGCCAGACUUCCCACAGCCAUUGAUUGACUGGGGCCUGUACACGGAACCGMAGGUCAAUGGUAAGAUUCUACGAUACACUCAAGGUAAAAACCUUGGUGGAUCAUCCGGACGUAAUCAGAUGCUGUACCAUCGGGCUACGAAGGGCUCGUACGAAUGGUUCGCGGACCACGUUGGAGACCAAGCCUACACCUAUGAGAACAUGGAGAAGUUCUUCAAACGGUCAAUGAACUUUUCGGAUAACGCAGAAAGACGCGUUGCAGGCUACAGCCCGAAUUACGACGCUUCUGCUUUCUCGUCGGAGGGAGGUCCUCUUCAAGUGACUUACCCUUCAGAGACGAACCCAUUUUCGCAGUACGGUCCUGCAGCAUAUUCUGCGGUUGGAAUGAAGUCUCAGGAUGGCUCUUCUAGCGGUAUCUUGGAUGGGUACGCCUGGUGGCAAUACACCAUCGAUCCAACGWCAGGCCUUCGAAGUUCCUCGGAAAGCUCCUUUUUGACCAAAGCCUUCGAACGUCCUUCGUUGACGACAUACCUAAAUGCACAAGCCCGGAACAUCAUAUUUGAGAACAACACAGCCACCGGUGUCAAUGUGACCAUCAACGGCAUGUACCCAUUCACCCUGACCGCUCGAAAAGAAGUCAUUGUCUCGGCAGGAGUGUGGCACUCGCCUCAACUCCUCAUGGUGUCUGGAAUUGGCCCGGCAGAGACUCUCAACAAAUUCAACAUCUCCAUGGUAUCCGAUCUCCCAGGAGUURGGCAAAACAUGUGGGACUCAUGUGCCAUCAACGGACCUCGCUACGAGAUCGACCUUCCAGAAAUCACGUCAAUGGCCGCCAUCUCCGAAUCAGAGCGUAUGCACCAAGCAGUACAGUCACUACUCACGAACGCUACUGGUCCACUUACCAAUGAGGGCUCCAAUGUCGUUGGGUGGUACCGCUUCCCCGAGGCUGUUCGCAACAAUCUCAYAGCCGCAGCUCGCGAGGCUCUGGCGAAGUUUCCAAGUGAUUGGCCCGAGGUUGAGUUCAAUCUUGCUACUUCUGCGACUUCACUGUCCGUCACCAACACCACCAAGCUGACGGGUUCGAUCGGUGCCCUUCUUGUCAAGCCACUUUCUCGAGGCAAUAUGACGAUCCGCUCGGCCAGCAAUCUUGACGCCCCCGUUGUCAACCCCAACUGGCUACGAGAUCCGAUCGAUCAGGAAGUCGCAGUACAAGCUUACAAAGUGGCGAGAGAGAUGUGGCAAGCUAUUCCCAUCAGAGUCGGCGACGAGGUCUUUCCAGGUAAAAACGUCACCACUGAUGCCCAGCUCUUGGAGACGGUCGUCAGCCAAGUCAGCGUCAUCCAUCACUCUUCGGCUUCUUGUGCGAUGGGCAAAAGUGAUAACCCGGAUGCUGUGGUUGAUUCCAAGGGUCGUGUGUUUGGCGUGCAGAAGUUGAGGGUUAUUGAUUCUUCAAGUCUGCCUUUCACUCCUCCGGGUCAUACACAGGGUACAACUUAUGGGCAUGCUGAGAAGCUCGUGCAGGAUGUUCUGGAUGCGCUGAAUGGAGAGGAUUGA
Messenger RNA from Ramularia collo-cygni, 1578 nucleotides. Its product is annotated as related to choline dehydrogenase. The record is from RefSeq and is a predicted model, not a curated record. NCBI's taxonomy places the organism in Eukaryota, Fungi, Ascomycota, Dothideomycetes, Mycosphaerellales, Mycosphaerellaceae. Gene Ontology annotation, molecular function: flavin adenine dinucleotide binding; oxidoreductase activity, acting on CH-OH group of donors. Gene Ontology annotation, biological process: secondary metabolite biosynthetic process. The transcript is spliced from 2 exons. The coding region runs from base 1 to 1578 and encodes 525 amino acids.